GAGGCCCCUGGAGAAUAAAUACGCUUAAAAGAUUACCCCUCCAUUUAUGCCAGUAAGCAUCUUAAGUAAAACUUCCUCCCCCACUAACUUGAUCGCAGAUUUCAUAUUAGUAUGAGAUGUUGUGUAUCAAGUCUUCUUCCUAAGAACAAACUACCUAGGUACUUCGUAUAAAGACCUAAAGCUAUCUCAAUCUGACACCAUAAUGCUCUACCUCGUAGGCCUAGGUCUCUCCGACGAGACGGACAUUACAGUCAAGGGUCUCGAAGUCGUCAAAAAGGCAUCGCGUGUCUACCUCGAGGCGUAUACUAGCAUCCUCCUAGUAGAUCAGUCUGUCUUGGAGAAUUACUAUGGCCGGUCCAUUGUAGUUGCGGACCGUGAGAUGGUCGAAUCAAACAGUGAAGAGAUCCUUCGCGAUGCGGAUAAAGAAGACGUCGCAUUUUUAGUAGUUGGCGAUCCUUUCGGCGCAACUACGCAUACUGACCUUGUCCUUCGAGCACGCGAGCUCUCGAUUCCCGUUCAGACGGUACCAAACGCUUCCAUUAUGUCAGGAAUAGGGGCUACGGGACUUCAGCUAUACAACUUUGGCCAGACGGUGUCUAUGGUAUUCUUCCUAGAUAAUUGGCGUCCCGCAUCAUUCUACGACCGUAUCAAGGAAAAUCGGUCCAUCGGCCUUCACACCCUUGUGUUAUUGGACAUCAAAGUAAAAGAGCAGAGCCUGGAGAACAUGGCGCGAGGAAGGAAAAUAUACGAGCCUCCUAGGUAUAUGACAGUCGGGCAGUGCGCGCAACAGAUGCUUGAAAUAGAAGAGGAGAAGAAGGAGGGCGUUUACGGACCAGACAGUCUUGCGAUCGGUGCUGCGAGGGUCGGCGGCAGAGACGAGAAGUUCGUCGCCGGGACGCUGAAGCAGCUCUGCGAUGCAGAUGAAGCUCUCGGGCCGCCAUUACAUAGCUUGGUAUUACUGGGGAAAAGAGCACACGAGCUAGAGAGAGAUUAUUCCCGCGAAUUUGCGAUAGACAAGGAAAUGUGGGAUACGAUCUGGGCUAAGGAUUAUGGAAAGCAAUGAAGAAAGUCAUUCUGAAAAUGCAAAUACCUCCGGUAUAAGUGGCCGAGGUAGGUAUCUAACCUUAGGUUAAGAGUAUCUCUCAAACGACUUACGUAUACUCAUUUAUUAAUAAAUGCAACCUCAUACCUAGAUGUCUUCGUUAUGGUAUUCCCGAUUAGUUAGUGACUUUACAUUGGCAAGUGAUGAUAUCUGAC
Molecule: messenger RNA, 1257 nt
Organism: Daldinia caldariorum
Lineage: Eukaryota; Fungi; Ascomycota; Sordariomycetes; Xylariales; Hypoxylaceae
Product: Diphthine synthase
Exons: 5
Coding region: 203-1063 (286 amino acids)
Biological process (GO): protein histidyl modification to diphthamide
Molecular function (GO): diphthine synthase activity
Source: RefSeq, a predicted model, not a curated record